This is a messenger RNA of Paramecium octaurelia, 1296 nucleotides long. The record is from the annotation of a GenBank genome assembly. Lineage: Eukaryota; Ciliophora; Oligohymenophorea; Peniculida; Parameciidae.
AUGCUGGAUUCAAAUGCUUUAUUGAGAGCCAAGAGAGAUUAGUUAAGAGUGUAAAUAAGAAGAGACUAGUUGGAGAGCAUAUUUAAAUCCAAAAGGGUGAUUGAUAACAAGGAAUAAUCAAAUAAAUAUUGGGCAAUUCAUUAAGAAUUAAUACAUAAUAUUGAGAGAUAAUCAAACAAACUUUUAUAAGACAAAACCUUAAUGAAGGAACUCUUUGAGUCAAAUGAUAAAAUGGCUCUUGUAAUACUAGCCAACUCUUGUGCUUCCGAAUCAGAUUAAACUAUUUAUACUUUAAUUAAUGACUAUCAAAUUCAUAUGUAUUUUAUGCAAAAACUACAAUCGAAUGAUGAUGAGGAAAUGAGAUACAGAUGUUAUUUGGGUUUGGCCAAUGUGUUAUAUUCCGAUUCUAAAAUAGCCAGAUCAAUUAAAAAAUAAUUAUUUUAAUCAAAUAUACUUGCUGAAACCCAAAAAUCCUUACACAAUUUACAAUAGGAUUAACUUGAACAUAUUAAUGCUGUCUUCAGAUUACUAUUUGGAUUGCUUGAUAAAAUGAAUGAUUGUGAUUGCACUUAAUUAAUUAGGUAAUCCCAGAUAGUUGAUAUCUGUACCAAAGUAAUUGAAUUAAUGGAUGCAAGACUCAGUUUGGCAUCAUUAGUUUUGCGUAAGGCAAGUGAGAUCUGUGAUGGACUGUUAGAAUUAUUUGAUGAUGAUAAACUAAAAUAUUUGUUAAAAUAGACUGAAUAAUAAGAUGACAAACAGACUUGUUAAAUAAUAAGAUUGAUAGACGAAUUAUUUAUGAGAUCUGAUGUCAAACUUAUCAUCACUUGUUUGGAUAAUCUAAAUAUAGAUGCAGUUGUCAAGAAUGCUCUAACAUAGGAAGAUAGUUAUUCGUGUUAGGCUGCAUUAGACUUUAUUUAUCAUUUGGCACUUAAAAACAAUGAAACAACACAAUCAUUUGCUUAUUUAUUAUAUGAUGAUAUCAUUAAAUUACUAAGAACAUCCCAUUCUAAACGAUCCAUUGAUAUUUGCUAAAAGAUUCUAUCAGAACUAAUUUAAAGUUAAAUUCUUAAAACUGAGAUUAAUGACUUAAAUGAAAUUAUUUUUGAAAUAGCUGAGGAAAGAUACACUUAUUUUGAUUAUCAGAAUUGUCAUUUGGCAUUGGAAGUUCUAAUGGAUUUAAAAGAACACUACGGGUUGGAAAUGACUAAUGAAAGAAGAAAGAAAAUAAAGUAAUGGAGGGGCAGUUAAUAUGAGCAACUUGAAGAAUUGAUCUCCUUAAUUUUAGAUGAUGUUUGA